This is a messenger RNA of Siniperca chuatsi (mandarin fish), 1326 nucleotides long. RefSeq names its product leptin-like. The record is from RefSeq and is a predicted model, not a curated record. Lineage: Eukaryota; Metazoa; Chordata; Actinopteri; Centrarchiformes; Sinipercidae. The transcript is spliced from 3 exons. The coding region runs from base 189 to 674 and encodes 161 amino acids.
AUGGAGAGAGGUAAGUGAGGGAGUAGAUGAGGGGGAACGGGGGUCAGAGAGAUGUGAGUAAGAGAUGAGUCAACAGCCCUCCACUAUAAGAUACCCCGAUGGAGCCUAACAGUGGCGUACACUCAGACACCAGCGAAGGAAUACCAGUGCUAUUCUGAAUUCUGUACAUCCGGGGAAAUACUACAAAUAUGGACUACACUCUGGCCGUCCUGUUUUCUCUGCUGCAAGUUUUAAGUGUGGGCACAGCGGCUCCUCUGCCAGUGGAAGUAGUGAAGAUGAAAUCAAAAGUGAAGUGGAUGGCUGAACAGCUGGUGGUUAGGCUGGACAAAGACUUCCAGGUCCCCGCUGGCCUGACUCUCAGUCCACCUGCUGAUGAUCUGGAUGGACCUUCCUCCAUAGUGAUGGUGUUGGAGGGUUAUAACAGCCUGAUCUCUGACACCCUUAACGGGGUCUCCCAGGUCAAGUUUGACAUCUCUUCGCUGACGGGUUACCUCGAUCAGUGGAGGCAGGGGCACUGCAGUGAGCAGCGGCCGAAGCCUUCGGUGCCGGGGCCACUACAGGAGCUACAGAGUCGAAAAGAGUUCAUUCACACUGUGAGCAUCGAGGCUCUCAUGAGAGUGAAGGAGUUCCUCAAUCUGCUGAUGAAAAAUCUGGAUCAUCUUAAGACUUGCUGAAAGACGGACAUUAGGUCUAAUAUUUGUAAGUUGCUGGCCUGAUUUUUGACAAGAAUUGUCAAGUCUUAACUUUUGCAAUGUGUUUUGAAGGAAAUGUAUUCUUGAACAUGCUCUUAUUUAUAUACAUAUGUAUUUAUUUAUAUAUUGUAUUUAGAAAAUAUGUAUUUUACAAAAAACAUUGUCAUCAGGAUGUUUGCAGCAACUGUAGUUUCCGCAGGAAUAUUUAUAUGCAAACUGAUCUAUGCUUUGCACUCAAAGAUAAAUCAGCUGCCCAUAGGUUUGUACUAUGACAUCACUGUUCAUCAACAAAGUUCUGCGUGAAAAAAUAUGCAUCUACAUAUUCAUUCAGCCAAAAAGCUGAAUCAGCUGUGUAAAGUUGACUACAGCCAGAGGAAACGUCACGAUGAGCAGUAAUGUCAUCCCUGGGAAAUCCUGAAAACUGGUUUGAUGCUUGCCAAGAAUAAUAAUAAGACGUGUUUGUAUGAUAACUACAAGGACAGGAAGGAUAAAGGGCAACUUUUGUUUCAGGGCAAUAUCAUCAGCUCUUCCAAACUGGCUAUUUAUAUCCACAGAUGAUAUUUUGUAUAUUUUUGUACAAUGUUUUUUAUGACUAUUUGAUUAAAACCAUGAAUAAAUAUUUAACUAAAAUAUA